Racocetra persica is the source of this 332-nucleotide messenger RNA. The record is from the annotation of a GenBank genome assembly. NCBI's taxonomy places the organism in Eukaryota, Fungi, Glomeromycota, Glomeromycetes, Diversisporales, Gigasporaceae.
GGGGAGCUGCUGCUUGUAAAUCUUGCUUGAUUAGCAGAUUUGUCAAUGACCAAUUUUAUGAAGAUAUGAGGGCAACUAUUAGUGCUAAAUCUUUUGUAAAAGAAUUACAGCAUAAAGAAGACCCAAACAUUGUUAUUGCUCUUGUAGGUAAUAAAAUAGAUUUAGUUCAACCUUACGAAGAUGAAGGGGAUAAAUGGUAUGAAUCUGGGAGACAAGUUUUAACAUUAGAGGUUAAAUCAUAUGCUCUCGAGGCAGAUUUGCUUUUUUUUAAAGCUAGUGCAAAGAAAGGAGAUAAUGUGCAUAAUAUUUUCACAGAGAUUGCUAAAAAGUAA